Molecule: messenger RNA, 5245 nt
Organism: Prinia subflava (tawny-flanked prinia)
Lineage: Eukaryota; Metazoa; Chordata; Aves; Passeriformes; Cisticolidae
Gene: GADL1
Product: glutamate decarboxylase like 1
Exons: 15
Coding region: 143-1675 (510 amino acids)
Biological process (GO): carboxylic acid metabolic process
Cellular component (GO): cytoplasm
Molecular function (GO): carboxy-lyase activity; pyridoxal phosphate binding
Source: RefSeq, a predicted model, not a curated record
CCGUGCCUGUCGCCCUGCCCCGCGGGAGGGGCGGCGGUGCCGAGGGUAUUUAUAGCGGGCCCGGCAGCUGCCGGGGCUGCGGCGCGGCCAGGGCACAGCGGGAGCGGCCCGCGCUCCUCUCCGGUCCCAGCGCGACGCCGAGAUGGAGGUUGGUGUUGGCAAGCAGGAGAUGCUCCAGAAGAAGAGUGCUGUUUUGGUGGAUGGGGUCAUCCUAAAUGGUCCAAUAAUGGACUCAAAAGCAGGAGAGAAGUUUGUGGAAGAGGCCUGUAAGAUUAUAAUGGAAGAAGUUGUCCAGAAAGCGGAUGAUGUAACAGAAAAGGUCUGUGAAUGGCAAGCCCCUGAAAAGCUUAAGCAGAUUCUUGACCUGGAAAUGAGGGACACCGGAGAAUGUCAUCAGAAGAUCCUGCAGCUCUGCCGUGAUGUCAUAAAAUACAGCGUCAAAACCAAUCACCCGAGAUUUUUCAAUCAGCUGUAUGCUGGAAUAGAUUAUUACUCGUUAGUGGCUCGUUUCAUUACAGAAGCACUGAACCCCAGUGUAUACACAUAUGAAGUAUCCCCUGUGUUUCUGUUGGUGGAAGAAGCAGUCAUCAAGAAAAUGAUUGAGUUCAUAGGCUGGGAAGAAGGGGAUGGUAUAUUUAAUCCAGGUGGCUCUGUUUCUAAUAUGUAUGCCAUGAACCUAGCAAGGUACAGAUUUUGCCCUGAGAUAAAGGAGAAAGGGCUUUCAGGUCUGCCAAGACUAGUUCUGUUCGCUUCGGAAGAGUGCCAUUACUCCAUGAAGAAGGCAGCCUCCUUUCUGGGUAUUGGUACAGAGAACGUGUACUUCAUCAAAACAGAUGAAAGAGGUAAGAUGAUACCUGAGGAACUGGAGAAACAAGUCCAGCGGGCCAGGAAAGAGGGGUCAGCACCAUUUCUUGUCUGUGCUACAGCAGGCACAACCGUACUGGGAGCAUUUGAUCCUCUGGAUGAAAUUGCUGAUAUCUGCGAAAAUCAUGGCCUCUGGCUUCAUGUUGAUGCUUCUUGGGGUGGCUCAGCUUUGAUAUCAAGGAAGCAUCGCAGACUUCUUCACGGUAUCCAUAGGGCUGAUUCUGUUGCCUGGAAUCCCCAUAAAAUGCUGUUGGCAGGAAUCCAGUGCUGUGCUCUUCUGGUGAAAGACAACUCUGGCCUCCUGAAGAAGUGUUACUCUGCCGAGGCUGCGUACCUGUUCCAGCAGGACAAGUUCUAUGAUGUCAGCUAUGACACUGGUGACAAGUCCAUUCAGUGCAGCAGGCGCCCGGACGCGUUCAAGUUCUGGCUGAUGUGGAAAGCAUUGGGAACUACGGGCCUUGAGGAGAGAGUAAACAGGGCACUGGCUUUGGCAAGAUAUCUAGUGGAGGAAAUUAAAAAAAGAGAGGGAUUCCAGCUUCUUUUGGAGCCGGAGUAUGCAAACGUCUGCUUCUGGUACAUUCCACCGAGCUUAAGAAAAAUGGAGGAGGGACCUGAAUUUUGGCAAAAGCUGCACCAGGUUGCUCCUAUAAUUAAGGAGAGGAUGAUGAAGAAGGGCAGCAUGAUGCUUGGGUACCAGCCUCACUGGGGCAAAGUCAACUUCUUCCGCCAGGUGGUUAUCAGCCCGCAAGUUAGCCGAGAGGACAUGGACUUCCUGCUGGAUGAAAUUGAGCUUCUUGCUAAGGACUUGUAGCCGUGGCUCCACAGCAUCAGGUGCUGCUCAUGUGUGAUAUUCAUGGAGGGAGAGUUGCAGCAGCAUUCUGGUGAUAUUUCGUGGAAGGUAGUAAAAAGCUUGACAUAUAGUUUGGAAACUGUCAUUUUAUAAAUUGGUGUUGAAAACUUUGCAGGUAGAACACCCCUUCACAGGAAAGUAUUUGCUGACGGGGGCUGGGGGCAGGCUGGUGCGUCCAGCACUAUUGCUGCCAUUUUGGGAAGUGUUUCCUCAAGAAGGCAGCACUUCUGAAAAUGGUGUCUAUGUCCCAGGAAAGGCAGCUAUUGGCUGGGUGCCUGUGCACAGUGUAGCUCAAACUGGUCACUUAUGCAUGCAGGCAAAAUUCCUCAGAAAUUGCUAUUACGAAUGAAUUUGUCAGUGAGCCUUAAGAUGUUAGUUAAUUCCCUUAUCUACUCUGUCAAUAUUUUAGUUUGCUUAUUAACAUGAUAAGACUGGAAAUUGUGAAUUUAUGUGAAAUGAGCUCCUCAAGGCCACCUAACUGGGUGGAUUGCCCAGGUUUUCUGCUGUGAGCACAGGCAGACUGUACAGUGAGGCUCAGUGCAGUCAUCACAGUUGGGAGGUUUGCAGCAACUUCCUGCACAAAGCCCUGAGUAACCAAUAUUGGCGCUGCUGGGGGAAGGUUGAAGAGAUCACCUUUUAAGGUCCCUCCCAAGCCACGGGGUUUUGUGAUUCCAUGAAACACAGUCAUUUGGUCCAGACAGUAUUUGCCAGGGUUGUCCACCCAAAAUAUCACCACUUUAGGAGAGCUGAAAAUAUUGGAAUACCGUUUAGAACUUCUUACUUCUUUGUUAACUGGAGUUACCUGUCAUUUCUGAACUGCUGUUCACCUUCAUCUAUUUUUAAAGUGUAAAGAUUUAUUUAAAAGCUUUUAGAUGCACUUUAAAUUUUUAACAGAGAAAAAAAAUAUAUUUACCCAGAAGAUACCUAUUUUUAUGCAUGGUGACUUUAUAUUAAUAAUAUAGCAAAAUUGCUUAUUUUUCGUUGUUUGUUUGUAGUUUCCUACAGAUUUGAGAUGACUUGAUUUUAUGUUAUCAGUGUGUAAUUUGUAAUUUUACUCUGAAAUUACAGUAGCGGUGAUCAGAGAAGGUCUUCCCAUGGUUUUAGGAAAUGAAAAGUUUGAAUGUUUUUGGUCAGUCUUAAGUUUCAAAAUUAAAUUCUGCACUUUGUGUUAAGAAAUAGACUAUAUUUUUCAUCUGUUUUUUAUUCCAUAAAAAUUAUCCAUUUUAUAAAGAUAGAAAUUUAUUUCUUGUGAGGAAGUUGUUGCAUCAAACUAAUGGAAAUAGCCAUGUCUUUUACCUUGUAAUCAGCAUCUGCUCAAUGUUAGUGUUUUGCUGUUUGUUCCUUACUCUGUGUUUGAGGUAGCACUAGCCAGUAUGAACCUUUCUGCUGUAAUGCUUUCUGUCCUCCUGAAAGCUGUUGUCAAGCACAAAGCUUCCCUUUUCACUUCCUAUACUGUAUAUCAUUGCAGGAAAUUCCUACUUCGAGUCUGCAGGAGGAUGGUGUGCAAAGCUUAACAAGGUCAUGAUAACCAAGGAGGUCACACUGUCAGAGCAGUAGUUAAGAGCCAGGGUCACCUGCAGCCCUUGACAAGUGCCUUUAACAGAAGUGGAUAUAUUGUACUGUCAUAGUGAUCCACCAGACUUUAAGCAAGACCCAUGUUGAUAAUAAAAUGAGUAUCACAACAGGGUCCCUGGGUUUUGCUCUUCAAUACUCACAAAUCAUUACAUCAUUUAUUGAUGGAGUGUGUUUCUGGCUAUACCAGUUAUCCUAAUCUUGGAGAGCUAAAAUUCAGGGCUCAUAAGGCUUUUUUUUUUUGCCUCCCAGUCACUCAGGGUGCAAGGCAGAAUGCACAAGGAGUGUUGCAUGAAGGGGACAACUUUGCUCUUUCAUCUUGACUUAGACAGGACCAUUACCCCUUCUCCUUCUCUUUUUUUGACCUUGAAAGGAAAGACAGAAUACAGUGUCAGGAUGUUUUGUUUGUGGUUGAGAUUCUUGGUGAGUUCUUGAUUUUUUGGUUCAUGGAGAAGUUGUGACACCUUUCAUCAGCUAAGAAUUUGGUCUGUGAUGUUUUGUGACACCACCACUAUCAAAAAGGUGUUACGGUCUUGUUUCUCUCCAUGUUCUUAGUGGUCUUCUCUGUUUCCAGACACUGUGACACUUAUGGCAUGUGUCAGGUGGAAGUAACACAGUUCCUUUCUGUAGCAGUAGUGGCUGUAGUAUUUUUAAAUGAGAGUAAACUGGAACUUUUUUCAUAGUUGCAGAAAAUAAGUCUCUGAUCAACAUGUGCACUGAUUUCUUUGAAGCUAUAGGUUAACCUUCCAGUGUGAUGUGAGUACCUUAUCCAAUUUCCAUGUAUUUUUUAUUGUUUCUGACAUCUUACCAUGUCCCAGGUGCACAAUAUGAUGGUUUCAUUUCAGGACUAAUGUAAUUUUGUCAUAGUUGCUUAUGUAGGAGUACUAUGUACAAAAUGUCUAUUUUGUAGCUGGUGAUUUUAAUAAAAAGUGAAGUAAAUGACACCCUUAUAAACACAGGCUGUCUUUGUCAUUUGUCAAUCUAAAACUCUGUAUACAAACAUAGAAGGUACCUCUAAGCACUCCAGAUAAAUAGCACUUCAGCUUUAAAAUGUGAAACCUAGCUUAACCCUGCUUCAGGAUGUAGUUUAUCUGUGUGCUAUGCCUACAAAAUCUUUAAUAAACAUUUUGAGUGAAAAUAUGUCAUGAUUUAUCCUACUCUGCUUCCAAAUGCAGAAGAUAAAUUGUCUGUGCAAUAAGAUAUUUAAUUUUUAUUAUUUUUUUGCUAUUCUAGCUAGUUGGGAUUGACCCUCUCCUAGUUACUGGCAAGCUCCAUCACUCAGGAUGCUAAACAAAGUUCUGAAGUAGUGAGGUACCUGCAUAAAUUGGUGUAGAAGCUGAACCAUUUGUUGCCUGUAAUUUCUUGUGUCUACCUCUAAUAAUUUUUUCAAUAGAAGAGGAAAGAAAUAUUUAGACAGAAGGGAUACAGAGGCAGAUUUUACUCUUAGUUGUGUGGCUGCAUCUUGUGAGAACUUCGGGCAUUUUGUGAGGGGUCCAUGUGCAAAAUCACCCACAUAAAUCAUUGUGCCUAGAGCCAGCAGUCCCUGUCUCAGGACUUCUAUUAUGAUUUUCUGUGAUAAAUGAGCACUAAUCAUCUGAGUCUGCUUACAUAUGAUUUUAGUGCUUCUAACUCCCACUGAUUCAACUGGAAACCCUUGCUGGAUUGGACCCUGAGUCUUAUCACUGGGAUCUCUCAUUUCAGCACCAGUUUGGCACUCUGAACACCUCAAAUUAUCUGCUCUAUGUUCAUGCCUAGAGAUUCAGAUUUAUCUUUAUUUUUGUGAAUUGAAAUGUACUUUCAUUUGUAUCCUUAAGUGAUGCUUUAAGAUGCUUUUCAAAUAUUGUUUGACCUGUCCUUAAAGGACAAGAAAUGACCUUUAAGAAAAGCCUAGUAGAACUGGUAGAGUUGCCUUCCCAGAAAGCCAAGUAAGAGUAUGUAAAAACCUGUGAUAUGCCUGAG